This is a messenger RNA of Hibiscus syriacus, 584 nucleotides long. Its product is annotated as V-type proton ATPase subunit e1. The transcript is spliced from 4 exons. The record is from RefSeq and is a predicted model, not a curated record. NCBI's taxonomy places the organism in Eukaryota, Viridiplantae, Streptophyta, Magnoliopsida, Malvales, Malvaceae. Gene Ontology annotation, biological process: proton transmembrane transport. Bases 161 to 373 code for a protein of 70 amino acids. Gene Ontology annotation, molecular function: proton-transporting ATPase activity, rotational mechanism. Gene Ontology annotation, cellular component: proton-transporting V-type ATPase, V0 domain.
UUGAAGAUCCACAACUAAAAAUCUAAAACCUCUGCUGGAACGAAACUUCCCGUCUCUAAAUUCUAAUAAUUAAGAUCUCAACUCCUGUUAUUUUCUCUUACAUUCCCCUCCCCAGAAACCAAACUAAAAGGAAUUAUUGUGUAAAACCGAGAUCUGGAAUAUGGGUUUCUUGGUAACAACCCUAAUUUUUGUUGUGAUUGGGAUAAUUGCAUCUCUUUGUACGAGAAUCUGUUGUAACCGAGGACCCUCUGCUAAUCUGCUCCAUCUAACAUUGGUCAUUACAGCAACUGUCUGUUGUUGGAUGAUGUGGGCAAUUGUAUACCUUGCACAGAUGAAACCACUCAUUGUCCCCAUUUUAAGUGAAGGGGAAUGAAGUUCUUCCAGAAGAUAAACUAACAGUCAGAUUGCGGAUCGACAUCUGAAUUUAGUUAUCAAGAAUUACUUGUGUCUUCUGGUGUUGGUUCUGUAUGCAAGCCGAAUUCGAGCUUGAACUUGGCACUUGAUGUUAUCAGUUUUCUCAUUUGUUAACACUCAUAUUGUUAUCUUUUAUUCAAUUUUCAUAAAAAGAAUGUGUUGUUUUAUCA